Molecule: messenger RNA, 3716 nt
Organism: Seminavis robusta
Lineage: Eukaryota; Bacillariophyta; Bacillariophyceae; Naviculales; Naviculaceae
Source: the annotation of a GenBank genome assembly
CUGACUCUCGCGGCGGAGUGACCAAGAAAUGGAGGAGAACAACUCUGAUCACUCCCGCCUUUUUCGAGGGGGGAACCUGGAAUGGCUCGCUUGCAGGAGGGCAACCGUUUCUCUUCAGGGAUUUCAGUGGAACAAGGAUGGCGUUCCUUUAUCUCCUGCUCCACCACCAAAGCAUUUCUCUCCUUAGGGAUGUGUGACAAAGGAGCCUCCAGGAGUUAAUCGCCAAAAAUGGCUAAAAUUAAUCAUCAGCCAUGAAGAUAAUGAAUAAAGUUUGAAGCAUACAAACGACUAGAGUGACGUAAAUCUUCCAGGUUAAGACUCGACCAUCGAGUUGUUGGUCGUGGCGUUCAACGAACGAGUCAGUUGGUGAAUUCUAACUUGGUAGCACUUGCGUGCUUAAUUAAUUUAACUCUUAAGCUUCGACCUGGCGAAUAUAAAAGGGAGAUGAGAGAAAACACAAUGGGUUGUCCAGUGGCCCAGUGCGGACAAUCAGAUCACUGGGAUGCCUCACUGUGGAUGAUAGUCUUCGCUGGCCGCGGAACGCUGGUACCCGAAGGUGGAAACUACUAGGUUGGGCUAGCUAGGUUGCUGAAGAUAUGCUACCGUACUGUCUCUGCAAGCAGGUAGGUUAGCUACAAUAAAAAAACUUCAGGUACACCGUGGAUUUCUUAGCCAGUCCUUUUCGUCCAACAAUGCAUUGUCUAGCUCUUGCCAAUGGUUUCAGUUUUUGUAAAGAGUGGACUGAUAAGGCUUGCUGCAGUAUCAUUCAGAUACGGUACCCUCUGCUGGAGUGGCUGAGCGCAGCACAAACCACUAUCGGUCAGAAAGCUUUAUCCUAUGCUACUAGUACCGGUACUGCAAGGAUAUGUAUCAACUUAUUACUAGCUAGUCUAUCCGGCGUUUCCUUUAUCCUGAAGGUUCAGUCAAAAAACCCAAUGCAACAUGAUUGAUGCGAUGAUGCGAUGCCAUGGAGGUGCUGCUAUCCGGUGGCUUUGCGUUUACCGGUUGGUUGCACUUUCGUUAAAUGCCUCAUCUUCCCGUUGAAUUUGGUCACACGGAAUAGAGCUCUUCUCCGCUUCCGAGAAACAACCAUUGUCACAUACAGCAGCUCAUACAGCUAUUGCCGCACUCUCAUUCCUUCUUUUGGCUCACUUCUUGAGUGGUUUGGUGAGGUUGGACUUGCAAAGUUUGGUGGUUCGACUAUUAUCUUCCCCAUUUUGGUUAUCUUCCCCAUUGUAGCCACUCUGUGUUUGGCGGAAGAGAAACAAAAAGUUGUCUGCUAUUUGGUUGUGUGCCACAAUAUCUAUCUAUAACGUCCUAUACCCAGCGGUACCAACCACAGGAUUGAUUGAUUGAUUAUCACACUCUUGGCAAGGCUACCCCACCCAAUCCGAAUUCACUCAUCAUCAAGUAGUGAUAUCGUGAUACACAUUCAUAUCCUUCCAUUAACCAAUCCAAUAAUAAGACAAGAUGGCGAGCAAACACCGACGCCAACGGAGCACGGGUAGCAUGCUGAAUGGUAGCAUCACCAAUCUCUUUCAAAAGACCCUGAAUCCAGCGCAUCACAUGCGGGGACGCAUUGUCAAGAAAGCAGCCGGAGUAGUGGACGAGUACGUGAAUGACAUGUCCAGCAAGGCACCCUUCUUGUGCGAGUCUACUACUACUAGCACUAGCAGUAGUAUUCCCUUGUUGGACCACAACGAAUUGGUGAUUGGCAAAUUGUUGGGUGAAGGAGGCUUUUGUCAAGUCUGGGACGUUUCGGGGAUUGUCCUUCACACAGACAAUAACAAUAGCAACAAUGGCCAGAAUGAGUGGCGCAAUCAACAAGAUGCCCGUCAGCAAUUGGCACAAUGCGCCAAACAACAGCCACUGGCCGUGAAACAACUCCGCAAACGCUUGACCAAAUAUCCUCCACGGUUCACAUUGGCGUGUGCCGAUUUGGUGACGGAAGCCCAGUACUUGUCGAAACUGUCUCAUCCCCACAUUGUCCCCAUUCGCGCCAUGACCAAGGGACACUUGACCAGUAUGCAACAAGACGGACGCUACGAUGCAUACUUUUUCGUCAUGGACCAGUUGGAAGCGACACUCGAUCAACGCAUUCAUCACUGGAGACGAGGGUCCGAACCUAUGCCGGAAUACGCCACCAAAUUGGACUAUGCCUUGCAAAUGGCGUCCGCUCUGCAGUAUUUGCAUCAACGACGCAUCAUCUUUCGCGAUGUCAAGCCCGCCAACAUUGGCUUUCGUUCGGACAAUCGACAAUUGCAAUUGUUCGAUUUUGGACUCUGUCGCGAAUUGCCGCUGCCACGGAACAACACGGACAGCAAUAUGAUGGACAAUAACAACACAGACAAUAGUACUUUUAUGGAUGCCUCGGAAUACUCCACGGUCAGCCACCGCACUGAGGACGAAGACGACGACGAAGAUGAUGACGAUGUCGAUCUCGACGAUUACUACUUGAUGACCAAGGUCGGAACUCGUCGCUAUGCCGCCGUCGAAAUGUUCAUUAGUGGUCGCUACAAUGAAAAAAUUGAUUGCUACUCCUGGGCCAUGACGGUCUUUGAAAUGGUUUCACUCUGCAAACCAUUUGCGUCACUCUCCGAUGCGGAUCACCAAGAAUUGGUCUGUGCCCAAGGACGACGACCCAAUACCAAGGCAUUUUUGCAAAUGUGCGAACAACCACCCCGAGGAGAACCACAGCCGCUCUUGAAAUUGGUUCGCGAGGCGUGGGAACAGUACGUGAGGUACCGGAUUGAUAUUCAUACCAUUGUGGAACGACUCGAAGAAAUCAUUCAAGACCGACGACAACAAGAUGGAUCCUAUCCGGAACAACAACAACAGGACAAGGCGGCUGAUUCGGUCGUUUCGGCGACGACGGUCACUGUCACGGAAUCGGAUCACGAAGAACUCUUGGCGUGCGGUACCGGCGACACUCCGGACAACAACAACAAUCCCUCGGCUCCGGCUGUGGCAACUCCCGAGGACGAUGCUCGAUCCAUUCACUCCUUGAUUGUGGUGACGACAACAACAACUGGAGGAGGGGCUAACGCGAGCAUUGCCGGAAGUCGGCACUCCAACCUAUCGUCGCCCUCGUUGGAUCCCGAUUCCAGAAGUGGCAAUUACAACAAUUACAGCCACAAUAACAGUCACAAUGGAGAAUUGUGGGGCGACGAUUCCAUUAAUUCGGCCGAGAUGACGGGAGGCAUGAUGAUGGAUACGUCGCUCAAUCACAUUGUCUUUGAUGAGCUCUUGCAACAUCGACGAAGGGCCGCCGACUUUUUGGAGGUGCCGGCUCUGUCGCCCUUGGGAUCGCCCACCACCGAUCAACACAAGAAGGGUGCUCAUCCAAAGAAGGAAGUGUCGUCUGAUGCGGCGGCGGCAUUGACACCCCCCUCCUUGCUCAUUGCCAAACCCACCACGUUGAGCCGAAUCGUUUCGGGCGGGGAACUGGAGCUCAAGGACAGUCCAGAGCGAAACGCGGAAAUUGAACGGCAACUCGAGCCAUUGCCACAAGAAGAAGAAGAAAAUUGAAGGGCUACACACCCGCACAAGUGUUGAUUCUGUAUAUUGAUGUUUUGUGUUCGUAUUGUAUUGUAUGCAGUUCUGUGUCAUGACGUUAUUAAGAGCAAGUCGAAUUGCAUGGCAAGAUGAAAGAACCUGCAUUGCCUUGGAUGCAGAUAGAUGUGAAAUAUUAGUAUGUUUAGACAAGUUUCUUUGUC